This is a messenger RNA of Hydra vulgaris (swiftwater hydra), 1242 nucleotides long. The record is from RefSeq and is a predicted model, not a curated record. NCBI's taxonomy places the organism in Eukaryota, Metazoa, Cnidaria, Hydrozoa, Anthoathecata, Hydridae.
AAAUCAACACCAUAUAUAUUUUGAACAAACAAAUAUAGCUCAAAUAAAUAAAACACACGAAAAUGUCACUUGAAAACUGGAAAAACGAAGUUGUUUGCUUGUUGGCAAAUGAGUUUGAAAAUGAUCCAGAUACAUUUUCAAGAGUGAUGUAUUAUUUAGAUGAGGAAGAAAAAACAUAUCAAAAUUGUUCGUCUCCACUCUGGCGAACAUUAAAAUGUUCAAUGCAUAAAAAGGAGUUGUUUAAAAGUUACGCAAAGCGUAUUUCGGAAGAUACAAAAAAAGCUGAAAAAGACGUUUGCUUUAAAAAUAAGAUGUGUCAAGUUUAUGAAAACAUGGUUGAGAUAUCUGAGAACCCAACAGACAUUGAUGAUUUUCAAAGUUUUGAUAUGAAAGCAUUUUUCGAAAAAAGUGCUAUCGAAAAAGCCGGGUUGAUCGGUUUUGCUUCAGCAUGGACAAUUGUACCAAUAAAAUAUCAAAACGAAAUUAUGAAUUUUAUGGAAACUUUGAUAACCAACAAAGCCAUUAUGAUGUCAAUGAAUAAUGCUGUUGGGUUAGUCAAUAAAUAUGGUGGAAAAGUUGUAAGAACUACUCUAGCAGCUGUUACGCUUGCCUACGAUGUUGUCAAAUCUAUUUUUCGCUGGUGGAACGGAGAAAUAUCUGGUCAUCGGUGCUGUAAAAAUAUAGUAGAUUCACUUUGUACAACUGUUGCCAGUGUUGUUGGAGGAAUUAGUGGAGCUGCAAUCGGCACUUUACUUGGUCCUGCUGGCACAGUUGUUGGUGGUAUAAUUGGUGGAAUAAUUAGUGCUUCGGCUGCUAACGCUCUUUCCGACCGUAUGACACAACGGCUGUUUGGAGUGCCAAAAGAUGAAGCAUUAGAAAACGCGUUUCGAUUUUUUAACUUAGAUGUAAGAGCAUCUAAUCACGAGAUUAAUACAGCGUACAGAAAAAUGUGCCUUUUGCAUCAUCCAGAUAAGGGAGGUAAUUCAAAAGACUUUCAUUACGUUCAAGUUAACAUGGCUAUUAUUAAAGCAGCAAAGGGAGAUUUGCAAGAACUUUAAUUUAAAAAAUUUGUUGUUUUUACAUUUUAAACAAUACUUUUAAAAACUACGAAAUAAAAUGUGUGACAAUAUCAAGCACCAGUUUUGAACAUAAUGAUGAAAAUUUUACCAUUUAAUUUUAAACUUCAUGUUAACCUGGUCUAUUUUGUAUCAAUAAAAGUAUAAGAUAGUCAAGAUAAAUAAA